AUGUCGCACGAAGCUCUCAACCCCAUCCACCCCUCUGUCCUUCCCCACCUCGACCCAGUGUUUGUUGAUCUUUAUAACAAACACGUCGCCAAUACCCCGGCUGGACCAAUCGAUUUGUCGGUUCUACGAACAAAAUAUUCGGUUCUUUACUCCUAUGGUACUGGACCUGCACCAGAAUGCGCACGAGUCUACGAUAGCGAGGUUCCUGGCCACAACGGCGAAUCUAUUCCAGUGCGGGUGUAUGAGCCUGCAUCACCUGGUCCAUGGCCGGUACACAUUGAUUUCCACGGUGGAGGUUGGGGAUUGGGUGAUCUCGACACCGAAUCCCACAUUUGCAAACACAUCUGCGUCAAGGCCAAUGUUUGCGUGAUAGACGUGGACUACCGAUUGGUGCCAGAGUUUGCAUUCCCAAUCGGAGUACAAGAUUCGUUUGCGGCCCUACAACACAUCUUCGCCAAAGGAGCCGACCGAUUCAAAAUCGACCCAACGCGCAUUUCAUUGGGAGGAGUCUCCGCCGGUGCCAAUAUCGCCUUGGUCUGCGCCCAUCUCGCUCGCGAUAACAAUAUUCCUCUGAAACUAGUCGCUGUGGGAACGCCUGUGGUCGAUGAUAUUUCAAAAUACAACUCGGCGUCUGAUGCACCAUGGGAAUCGAUGCACCAAAUGGAGCACGCACCUACACUGAACUGGGCUCGGCUGAAGUGGUUCGAUAAUUUGAAGUGGCAAAGCAUCGCGGCGGAGGGUCCAAUUCGUGGGCAGCAAUUGGCUGCUGUGAAGUGGUACGCUGAUAUUCUGCAAGCACCCAGCUUCGCCGGCCUUCCCAAGACGGUUAUUUACACAGCUGGAUGUGACCCUCUGCGCGAUGAGGGCGAGGCGUAUGCACGCAAGCUGAUUGAGGGUGGAAACGAGGUUAUUCAAAAACGGUUCGCGGGUGUUCCUCACCCCUUUAUGCACAUGGAUAAGGAUUUGUGGCAGGCGAAGGAGUUUAUUGAUAUGACGGCAGAUCACAUCAAGGCUACGCUCCACGCUUGA
Messenger RNA from Penicillium waksmanii, 1029 nucleotides. RefSeq names its product alpha/beta hydrolase. The record is from RefSeq and is a predicted model, not a curated record. Gene Ontology annotation, molecular function: hydrolase activity. Lineage: Eukaryota; Fungi; Ascomycota; Eurotiomycetes; Eurotiales; Aspergillaceae. The transcript has 3 exons. Bases 1 to 1029 code for a protein of 342 amino acids.